GGAGAGGAAUGACUGCCUACUUUUUGCCACGAUGAGGUUCGAAGCGCAAGCAGUGGUAGUAGGCUGUUCUGCCAGGAUCAUGGUUAUCUUGUCCGCUUUAUAUGUUACUAUAAGACAACGGUAUCUUUCUUUGACAGUUUUAAAUAAAAGUUGCAGUCCAAACUUUUAAAGUACCCGAUAAAGUAAACGACGUGGAAGCUGUAACUAGGCAACCACUUAUUUUGUUUUUAUCGAAACUUUUUUUAAUCCAACGUUCCAAAGCGGGAUAGACCCGCAGACUCUUUGAAAAGCCAACAAACAAGACUUCUGAAAAUCUGACGGCGCCCGCAGUUUAAAGACAGAGGUGGACAGUGCUUGUUGCCUAUUAUAAUUAUGUAGUUUGUGCAACAAACGUGGCUUGGGAGAUGGACAAUAACAGCGUUUACAGCAAGUCGGCUGAGGACAGCUGCGACUCCACUGCGGGCGGUGAGCAGAAUAAUAAUAAUACAACAGGUGGUCUGGACGAAGUGCAGAUGUACUUAACCUGCCUACCAGAGCGGUACAUGCAGGCAAAGUUCACCUUGUCAGCUUACAUCCUUUGCUGGACAGUGCUUAAAUUAUGCCAGAGGCUGAGAUGCUCUCCUGUCCUGCAACAGACCCAGGAAGCUCUUGAGGACUCUGCGAAUGACAGCGAGCACCUAGAGGACGGGGACGUGGGCCAGAACCCUCCGGAAUGGGGCGAGCAGACGCAGGACGCCGUGGACGAGCGCUGUGACUCUCGCCCGUGGCGCAGUGACACUUCCACCGAAAGCGAGGAGGACUGCUUCAGGACUGCACAGCUGGGAGCCGAGGACUCUUACCUGGGAUGGCGUCUGGAGAAGAGCUUCCACCCCCCGGAGUGUAGAUCACGGCCUAGAGAAAGGAGCCCGCGCGUCACAUGCAGCACAGAGACGCACAGCGGACGCGGUGCAGAGACACAGUCCACAGAGAAACGCAGCGGACAGAGCACAGAGACAUACUGCACAGAGACGCACAGAACGCCAAGCACAGAGACAUACCGCACUGAGACACACAGAAGACAGAGCACAGAGACAUACUGUACAGAGACACACAGCGAUCACAGCACAGAGACAUACUACACAGAGGCGCACAGUGGAAAGAGCACAAAGACACAGUCCACAGCAACCCACAGAAGGCAGAGCACAGAGUAUCCUGCAAGAACCAGCACAGAGAGGCAUAAUACAGACAUAAACUACACAAAUACACACAACACAGAGACACAUUGUGGACACAGCACACACAACAUUAGGACGCACUGCCCAGAUGUGUGCAGCACAGAGACAAAUCAAAUACAGGUGCACAGCUUACAGACACAGAGCACAGAGAUACACAGUGCCCAGGCACACAGCAUAGAAAAAGAUAACACAGAGACACUCAAUACCAAGACUCACAGCACAGAGGCGUAUAUUACAGAGACAUGUAGUUCAGAGAAGCACAGACCGCAGACCACAGAAACACAAAUCACAGACAGACACAACACAAGAACUCAGAGCACAGAGGCAUUCAGCACUGAGACUAUCAAUACAGAGAUAUACAGGGCCGACAGUCCGGAGAUAUGUGAGCGUCAAAGCACAGACACACACCUGCAGAUUCAUAACAGUCUCACAGAAACGCAAGAGUGCUCUACUAGCCUCCUGUCACAGGUGGUGAGUGAGGAUGUAUGUGCGGGCAGUGUGCCAGAACAGACUGAAUUCUCCAGGCCACAUAAGAGUGUGAACAGGAUAACCCUCACAACAUCUUUUGAGGAGGCGGGACUUCCUCCCUUCAAAGACGUUAGUAUUCCUGGCACCUCAGAGGAAACCGAGGCCUGCUGUGACCGUGACGGGGUGGGCUUUGCUGUGGAACACAGAGACGUGGGCGUGGUCUCCCCUGACCUAUUCUCCUCAGCACAGCCCUGCUCCCGACCCCCCCAAGACUUUGGGCUCGAUGACGAAACAGAAAUCUGCCAGCUUAUCUCCGAGGUGCUGGGGUUGCUGAGUGACAGUGCUGAGGAGGAGGGUGGUGAGGGGCAUGCCCCAGUGAGGUCACCCUGCUCUAAUCCCUGCAGACGGGUCAGCGCUGACAACGAGCAGAAGGCGAGCCCGCUAUCCCCCCAAAGGGACCAUGCGGUCAGUCACCCUGAGGACACCAGGCCUGCAAAUUCCUCAGUGCUGACUUCAGAGGCCUCUCUUGGAGUGGGGAGGGCAGACCCUGCGCUUGACCCGCUGGGGCGACAGUGUGACCAUGGCUUCCUUUCUGCACCACAGGCACUCUGUGUAGAAAGUCCUCGCUCUCCCCUUGAGUCACACUCAGAUGCAUUCAAGGUUUCUGAUGGUCCUCUACUGAAUGAUGAAGACGGUGCUCACCCUUCAUUCAAGUUAAAGACAGAUGCAUUCCAGCUUUCUGUUGGCUCUGUAUUUCACAAUGUAGAAAGAGUUCACCCUCCUGCUGACUCACACACAGGUUCAUUCAAGCGUUCAGAUAGUCCUCUAUUGCACAGUGUAGAAAGGGCUCACUCUUCUCCUCUGUUAAACACUAGCUCAUUUGAGCGUUCUGAUAGUCCUUCAUUGCACAACCUAUGGAGUGCUCACUCUUCCACCGAGUUAGACACAGGUUCAUUUGAGCUUUCUGAUGGUCCUGUAUUGCACAGUGUAGAAAGUUCUUACUCUUCUCCUGAGUUAAACGCAGGUUCAUUUGAGCUUUCUGAUGGUCCUGUAUUGCACAGCGUAGAAAGUGCUCACUCUUCCCCCGAAUUAGACACAGGUUCAUUUAAACUUUCUUAUGGGCCUGUAUUGCACAGUGUAGAAAGUGCUCACUCUUCCCCCGAAUUAGACACAGGUACAUUUGAGCUUUCUGUUGCCACAGCACUGACAUCAGCUACAGGUGAGCCAUCGCCUCAGAUCCCAGAGCAUCCAAACGAGUCCAACGGUGACAAAGACACUGACUCUAAUAAGGGGGACACAGCAAGCACCAGUGGCUCAGAUCUGGAUGAUAUACCAGUGAGGAGGAUAGAGAUUACGCUAGGGACCAACUCCACAUUAUGUAAACAGGUGCAAUCCUACUUGGUUCAGCCUGAACUGAACGGGGUGCCCAAGGAACACUGUCAUGCCUCACUUGACUGGCACUCUGACUCCAACAACAACACCAAGACCCCAGCAGAGUCCUGCCACGGUGGUCCCCUCACUCACCUGGAGGUCACAUUAGCAAGGCAGUCAGCGAACAUUAGAUCAGAAGAGGCAGGCGGUCGCUCUCGAAGCAACGCCCUUUGGGGGGCCCCAGACAGGGAUGCUGGGUCCUCCAGCAGUGCUCUAACAGUAGAAGACCCACCUAGAACUCUAAAACACAAACUCAGUUGGAGCAGCGAGAACUGCAACGACCUCAAAGGCAUCUACUGUGAGCUUGACAAGUCGGAGAUACAGGAGCUGGAGAGGCUUCACCAGCAGGGGAUGCUAAUAGAUGAAGUUAGUGCAAUUAAUCAGGACCUGCACGCACACACUCCCAUCCAACCCCCACUCAGAGGCCCUCUGCUUAGUGAUUUGGUGGAUGGGGACAAUGUGAGCACUGCUAAAAGGGUCUUGGGCUCCCAAUCGCACCUGCAGAUCAAUGAUCCAGAGAGACUUGAAUCUUUAGCCUGUUACUUGGAAAGCAGGGGCAUACUUUUGCACACAGAAUCAGAGGAGGAGGGAGACACUUCAGAUUUAUUGUCAGAGACGUUGGGUGACUGUGUUCUCUCAGGGGAACAUACUGAAUCCAGUGCAUUGCAGGGGGUAGUGACAGACAGCGCUGAGCCUGUAUCUGAGGACAGGCCCUCUACCCCCUCUCAUCUGAGGGGUUUUUGUGAACACUCAUCCAGUGUAUGCUCUCAGCAGCAGCUGACCCUCACUUCUGACCUAGAUGACCAGAAGUCUAUGACCUUGGUGCCCAACGGAGACAUGGCUAACGAGAAACACUGUAGCCCUACUAUCAUCUCACAGGACCUGGACACCACCAGCACCAACAGCGAGGAGACGUAUGAAAACCCCUCCUUCCUAGGCAGCACCCUCAGCCUCCACAGUGCCACAAAGGUCAAGGGGACCAAGAAUGGCUCUGGCAGCAAGGGUUCCAAAUUCUCUGUCUUCUCCAAGAUGUCUUCAUUUAGGAAGGGCAAAGCAGCGGUGCGGGAAAGCAAGGGCAGGCAGGACUCUCAGGAUGGGGCUGUGGAGAGAGGGGAGGACGGCACUCCUCUCUACAAACUGCAUGCCCCCUUCUACAGAUCGCACUUAUCCUCCAAUGCUCUGCAGCUGAAGGAGGCGGAGCCACAGGUUGAGAACUCUGAUGAUGAUGUCUUUAGCAAGGAUGACAUUCUCAACCAGACUAUGGAGAGGGCAUUCGAGGUUAGCAGUCAUAACCAUGACGCAGAGGAUCACGGUUUCUGCCCAUCCACUCCACGCACAAGGCACGUCCGACAGCUUUAUGAGCAGGGCGCAAAUGACCAGGACCCGGGGAGCAGCCCCGAGACACCCCCGCCACAAGAGAGUGUAAGCUACAAGAGGAGCAAGAGCAGCGAUAGCUUGAACCUGCGCCUCAGGUUUGCCCAGGCCCACAAGUCCCUGUCGAGCUUCUUCGAGUCCAGAGCCAACGAUAAGGAGAUUGAGGAAGAGGAGCGGCCCCAGCCUGAGGGCGAUAAGGCGAAGGCCAAGCAUGCUCGGAGGAAGUUGAAGAAGGCUAAGGAGGCAGAGCUUCUGAAACGAGCCCUUUCAUUGUCGGAAGCAGACGGGGCCAAACCAAGCUUCCGGACCCAAGGCUCAGCCUGGGAUAGUUCAAGCCCUCAGGACUCUCCCUCCAGCUUGCGAGCCACAUGUCACACUGACCCCCUGAGUAAGAGGGGAGUGCUGCAAGAGACUGCAGGGGACUCCCCUGGGGAGAGCCGGCUCGAAAGCAGGUGGAGGAGGGGUCUGCCUAAUGGACUGUCGGUCCCCGGCCAGUCGCCCGACUCCAGCCAGCACUCCUCAGACUCUGAGACUCCGACCCUGGAGGACUCUGACCUUCUGUCAUCUGUGAGCCCAGGUGCCACAGCCACCCUGUCCGACCAGCUCACCCCCACUUGGGACGGCCCGCUCAGACCCAUGAGCCCUAAGCCCCAGAGCCCCCUGCCAGGUGGCCAGCGCAGGAUUUUCCGCUACCCCUCUUCACGGGCCAGUACCAUGUCCCUCAUCAUGUUGGGACAGGGAGCUAGUCCAGAGGGGCUUUUCGACCCCCCAAAAAAGCCAAAGUCUCUGAAGCCCAGAGCGGCCCCUUGCAUGUCCCUAAAUCCCCCGGAUGCAGAAUGCCACCAUGAGGACAGAAUGAGCAGCCAGUCCCAGAUCAGUCUGGUUACCUCUAUGUCUGUUAACGAGUUUGAGCUCAUACAGGAGGCUAGUAAAGCCACCAGCCUGGACCAAGGGAAGAGACUACUGCCUGAGUCGGGCAGCUCCACUCUGUUCCAGCGUCAGCGGGCGGGGUCCUGUCCCAACCCGGGGGCCAGGCGAGGAGCGGGGAGGCGCCGGCGAUGCUGCUCGGAUGACCUGUGGAUCGAGGAGGAGAGGAACCGCAAGAGGAAGCUGGCCAGGGUGGCCAGGGCCGGCCUCGGCCGACUGAGUGGCCAGCUCCAAGGAGAGCCGGAGAAAGCACGUGGACGGCUCUCCCUUACCAACAUGGAGCCAUUCCCCUCACUACCCCUGAAGGCCCACUGUUUCUCCAAGAGCACCCCCAUCGGCCUGGACUGCCUGGGCUGGACGCGUCGGAUCUCCUAUCCCUCGGUGGUCAUUCCUGAUGGGGCGCCAGAUAAGGCCUGUCUGGGGGAGGACCUGGAGAGUGAGGAGGACCUGUACGAGGAGUUCCGCAGCACUGGCCACCGCUUCGGCCACCCCGGAGGAGGGGGGGAGCAGCUCGCUAUAAACGAGCUGAUCAGCGAUGGCAGUGUGGUCUACGCCGAGGCCCUGUGGGACCAUGUCACCAUGGACGACCAGGAGCUGGGCUUCAACGCCGGCGACGUCAUCGAAGUAGUGGAUGCCACCAACAAGGAGUGGUGGUGGGGACGGAUCCUUGACAGCGAGGGCUGGUUUCCGGCCAGCUUUGUUCGGUUACGCGUGAACCAAGAUGAGCCGAUGGAGGAGUACAUAGCCAAGCUGGAGGACGCGCGGGAGGAGGACAGCGCCUCCCCGGGGAGGCUGCUGGGCCCCGGCCUGCCUUGCAAGGAGCAGAUGAGGGCCAACGUCAUCAACGAGAUCAUGAGCACCGAGAGGGACUACAUCAAGCACCUGAAGGACAUCUGCGAGGGCUACAUCAAGCAGUGCCGUAAGAGGACGGACAUGUUCACUGAGGAGCAGCUCCGCACCAUCUUUGGCAACAUCGACGAGAUCUAUAGGUUCCAGAAGAAGUUCCUCAAGGGCCUGGAGAAGAGGUUCAACAAGGAGCAGCCUCACCUGAGCGAGAUAGGGUCCUGCUUCCUGGAGCACCAAACAGAUUUCCAGAUCUACUCCGAGUACUGCAAUAACCACCCCAACGCCUGCGUGCAGCUGUCCAAGCUAAUGAAGGUCAACAAGUACGUCUUCUUCUUUGAGGCAUGUCGCCUGCUGCAGAAGAUGAUUGACAUCUCAUUAGAUGGCUUCCUGCUCACCCCGGUGCAGAAGAUCUGCAAGUACCCUCUGCAGCUGGCCGAGCUGCUCAAGUACACCAACCCCCAGCACAGAGAUUAUAAAGACGUUGAAGCUGCUUUAAAUGCUAUGAAGAACGUUGCCCGGCUGAUCAACGAGCGGAAGCGUCGACUGGAGAACAUCGACAAGAUCGUCCAGUGGCAGAGCUCCAUAGAGGACUGGGAGGGUGAAGAUAUCCUCAGCCGGAGCUCAGAUCUGAUCUUCUCGGGGGAAAUGACCAAGAUCUCACAGCCCCAGGCCAAGAGUCAGCAACGCAUGUUCUUCCUGUUUGACCACCAGAUGGUGUACUGCAAGAAGGACCUGCUGCGCCGGGACAUUCUUUACUACAAGGGGCGGAUGGACAUGGAUCAGAUGGAGGUGUUGGACCUGGAGGACGGCAAGGACAAGGACCUGAACGUGAGCGUGAAGAAUGCACUGAAGCUGCGGUCCGUCGGGGGCGAAGAGGUCCACCUGCUCUGUGCCAAGAAGCCCGAGCAGAAACAGCGCUGGCUGCGCGCGUUCACCGACGAGCGAGGGCAGGUGCAGCACGACCGUGAGACAGGUUUUUCCCUAACAGAAGUCCAAAAGAAGCAGGCCAUGCUGAACGCAUGCAAAAGCCACCCAGCAGGGAAGCCAAAAGCGGUGACCAGGCCCUACUAUGACUUCCUGCUGCGGCAAAAGCACCCCACCCUCCCUACCGCCCUGCCCCAGCAGCAGGUCUUCAUGCUGGCCGAGCCCAAGCGCAAGUCCUCCAACUUCUGGCACAACAUCGGGAGGCUGACGCCCUUCAAGAAGUGAGGAGGGGAGGGAGGAUCCAUGUUUGUGACUGAACUUUCACUUCCUUUUUCAUUACCUGCAUUGGUUAUUGAUAUGGUAACUAUCACAACGAUUAUGAUGUUUCUUUGAGAAAGCACUUUAUUGGUUGGUUACAAUCAGACUUUGAGAUUGACUCCCGGACUCUGUAUAUAUAUAUUGGGAGGGACAUUACAGCUUCUCAGCUCCAGGACUACAAGGACACCUCCUCUACUGCUUCAGCUGCAGCGCCCACCCGUUAGUGCUAAUACUACUACUGCUUCAAGUGAUCGCCUAACACUUCUGCAGCGUCUCUUUUCUCAAGGGACCUCUACUGAAGGAUCAAUUUUUUCAGUGUUUCUUUUUUUUUCCAAAAAAUGCCAACUGUUCACAGUGCCAGAUAAUAGUUUUUGUAUUUGUUUUUUCAAGUGAACCGUGUUAGCGUUCGAGAUGAAAAAAGGGUUGUGCUUAAUGCAAAGCUCCAUCUUUGUGGGACGAUCUACUGAACAUGAGCAUUUCAAGCUGGUUUAUUCUCAAGGGAUUUCAGAGAACUGGUUGUCGUAUUUGUGUCUGUGUGCAAAUGAUUCAGAGGGUAUUGAUCCCAAAGAUUUUGUCCCGGAAACCCACUUUGAGGUUCUAAUGUCAAGCAUGGCAGACCAUUGACCCAUAUCUUGCACAGUUCCCUGUCCUUUAACGCAUUUUUUGUUUGUCUCUGUAUUUGCUUAGCCUUACCCAUGAAUCCUGUUUAGUUUUAGUGUCUGCAGCUAACUAAUUUUCUUAAGUGCCAUUCAAUGCAUCAACAGGAAAUGUUAGGUGGUACUUGCAUGGAUUGUUUUGAAACAAGGUAUUAACAUUUUUAACAUAUUCUUUUCAUCUUAUUAAAAGCUCACUUUCACUCAUGUGGUCAGCUCAUCAAAGGUUGAGGACGUAGGUUUCUUGUUGCCAUCUUGCUGCAUCAAGCAGGUUCUUGUGAAAAGAUAAAAAAGUCAAUGUUUGGAUUUUUCUUAUAAUACUGUACCUAUAAAUGCAGGUCAUUGAUCAUGAAAUACUGUGCAUGUCUAUGAAAUAGAGACAUUUCACUCAGCUAGAUGAUUAUUUUCAUGAAUCAGUUUAAUUUUUACAUUUAGCAUAGCAUAAACAAGCUUUUUCUUAUAUGUAUACAUGAGCCUAAAGCCAUGUCAGACAUAUCAGGACCCUUUGACGGAAACGCAUCAUUCCACAGAGACUCAAACCAGUGCCCAGACAGCCUUUGUUUUUAAAGACGUCCCGUGACGUUUGAGCUGGUCAAGUCUGCCUUGUGAAGUUGGCAACUAACCAAAUAUUUAAUACAAUAUAUUUUUAAAAUAAAGAAAACAAAGCAAGAAAACCUACGCUCAAACAUGUAGAAUUGUAGAAGGAAAUGUGCCUAUACUGUAAUAAAGAUUGAAUCCAUAUUUUUAUUUCAUAGCAUGUGUAUAUAUAAAAAAGAAAAUGAUAGAAAAUAGAGAGGUACAUCAUCGCAGAACAUUGUGUGCAUCUUUUUAGACAUGUCAAAAUCUUCUAAUUUACUGUGGAAUAUUCAUUUGGUACUGCAGGAAGUAUAUUGGUAAUUGUGACUAAAGUGUAACUUUGUUUUGCCUCUGAAGAGGAGCCUGAAGAUGAAUGGACAAGUUUAACAAGACCUGCCACGCCGUUCCACUGUUUGUGAAGUGGGAGAAUUGCACAUUGUUUUGUUUUUGUCUUACAAGUGCUGUUGAAAGUAUAAGGCUUUAAAUUCUAUUUUUAGAAUUUAAAUUCUAUCUUUCACCUUUCACUUUUUCUUUUCAGUUCUAGACGAUACUGACUGUUUGGGUUCUCUGGUUCAUUGUUGUAAGCGGUGGAUGAUGCACACCACUGUUUAUUUGCAUUAUUAGUGCAGGGAUGAAGUCAUCAGGAUCGUAAUAUGAGAAAUGCUUCGUUUUGUGAACGAACACAGCAGCAUUUGACCCUGUAACCCCGGGUACUUUAUUCAAUCCAUAAUGUACUGAUUGGAAUAUUUCAUCAUCUCUGAAAUGUAACAUGAACUUUACCCCACUUAUAGCAUAUGAGAGGUGCUUUUGCUAAAGUGAAACAUGCAGGAAGAUUAGGGGCCUUGUGAAUUGGACUAAAAAGUACAUUUUAGGGAAGUGAAUUUUAGCUAGUAAAAUAAGAAAAUUGAGAACCUUAUGCCUGUUUUAUUAUUCAUAUGUGGAGUAACCAGUGCAUUGGUUUUUCUGCAUCAGCCUAGGAGGUGGUCCAGAAUUAAAGCAAAUCGGAAAGGGAAAACCUCCCUUUAAACAUGCAAAACACUCUGAACUCUGUUAGGCUGAACCAGGGGAGAUGACAGAGGGAGAGAGGGACAGAGAGAGAGAGAAUCAAAAGAGGCGCCCUAUUGGGGAUGACUGGAGACAACUCUUUUCUUCCCCUACUUUUGUCAGAUUUCAGGGCAAGAGUGAGUGUGCAAGUGUAGUGCCAUUUCUGGUUCUGUCACAUGGACAUCAUUUCAGAUGCCCAGGUCUUCACACUUCCCAAGAUGAUUCUUGGCUGCAUUUAGAUUUUCUUUUGUAAUUCCAACUGGCAAAUAGUUAUGGAAAAUGGUUUUAAAAUGUUGUGAUAUAGUUUUGGAUUCUGCAUGCAGUGAUCACAACCCAUUUCUGCUUUUCUGAGAUGGGAGCAGUUGUCAAAGCUUGAUCUUUUUUUAUCCAAAAAAUAUUGUAUUACAUCAUAUAAUACCCAUAAGUAGGUUCAGCAUAAUAUGCAUGUAAAAUACCUAAAGAUGUUUCCGAACUAAAUUAAUGCUUGUAUGAAGUGUGUGAUCUGGCCUCUGGGUCCUUGAACAAACAUCAUCUGCUCAAUGACGCAAGUAAUACAGCGCUGUUGGAUGGGCAACAAUCUCUCCGCACUGGUUACUGUCAGGUAGCUGAAAUUAAGCUGCCUUUACUGUAUGUGUUGCUUAGGCAACAGGCUUUGUGAAAAAAAAAGUAAUCCUUUCAUGCAUCGUUAUUCAAGGGCAGAGUACAUGCACUGAACUCCAAAUGGCACUGUGCUGUGUCUCUGGGUAAGAAAAUGCUUUACCCAAGCAAUCGAAUGCUGUGCUGUCAUUACAGAAUGAUCAUUUUCUCUACAACCGAUAACAUUUUGAGCAACUCCUAAAAUGAGUUUAGGGUAACCCAAUGAAAUCCUCAUCGUUUCCCGACAAGAAAGAUGAGGUAACUUUCCACGUGUUUUAUUUAUUUUUUUGAAGGGCAAAAAUAGCAGAAUGCAUUCUCCUGAGGUGUACAUUCUGAGCAAUCUUCUGUCUGCUUACUGAUGAAUAUUUAAAACAUUAGUCAAUAAAAAGCAGUGGUUCUCGAUACAUUGUUGAAACCAAGUCUCUGGAAGGCAAAGCACUGAAUUGGGGAGAAUGCCAGUGAUUGUGGGCUUGCAGCAACGUUUUCUAUCUUGCCGUGAGCUAGGCACUUGUGAAAUUGCAUAGUUUGUGUAAAAUACAAAAAAGGAAAAAAAAAGUGUUUGUACAUUACCUUUGUAUGUGUAUGGUUGUUUACAUAUGCACUCAGAUCAGGAGAGAAUAAAAUCAUUCAACAUGUA
Molecule: messenger RNA, 11048 nt
Organism: Anguilla rostrata (American eel)
Lineage: Eukaryota; Metazoa; Chordata; Actinopteri; Anguilliformes; Anguillidae
Product: rho guanine nucleotide exchange factor 4-like
Exons: 15
Coding region: 405-7469 (2354 amino acids)
Biological process (GO): intracellular signal transduction
Molecular function (GO): guanyl-nucleotide exchange factor activity; protein binding
Source: RefSeq, a predicted model, not a curated record